This is a messenger RNA of Acanthoscelides obtectus, 943 nucleotides long. NCBI's taxonomy places the organism in Eukaryota, Metazoa, Arthropoda, Insecta, Coleoptera, Chrysomelidae. The record is from the annotation of a GenBank genome assembly.
AUGGCUAACACAAUUUAUCACAACUUUCAGAGACAAGUAUCACAACAAGAAUGCUUUGCUGAGUUACUGUCUGUUUUCGGCAACAAAGCGCCUCAUCAGUCGACAAUUUCCCGUUGGUAUGGAGAAUUCAAACGUGGACGGAUGAGUCUUAGCGACGAUCCUAGGGUGGGUGCAUCAAAAACGGCAGUUACCGAGGAAAAAGUCGAUGCUGUGCGCAAACUCAUCAUUGAAGAUAGACAUGUGAUAUAUCGCGAAAUUGAGGCGUCCUUGCACAUCUCAAAGAUCUCAAUUCAAAAAAUUAAGCAGAAAGCAGCCAGGGUUAAUUGGUGUCAAAAAGCGCUUGACCGUUUCAAUUCCGGAAACUCAAAAAAUGUGUACAGCAUUGUUAGUGGUGAAAUUUCUACUGUUUGGGUGUUCCAAGGUGAAGAAAAUCCAACAAAAGUCAUCCGUUCUCGAAGUGUUUCGAAAAAGAUGGAAAGAACUGUUACUGCGGAUUGGUAUACCAUCAUUUGUUUGCCAAAAGUCAUCACCGAGCUUCGAAAAAUCAACCUCGAAAGAAGAAUCAUCCUCCACCAAGACAAUGCAAGCUCGCACACAGCCCAAAAAACAAGCCAGUAUUUAACGGAUGAAAACGUGGAAUUAUUGGACCAUCCUCCAUAUAGUCCCAAUCUAAGUCCUAACGAUUUCUUUACUUUCCCGAAAAUUAUAAACAGACUGCGCGGUCAAAGGUUCCAGUCACCAGAAGAAGCAGUUGACGCAUUCAAAAAUGCCGUUUUGGAUCUGCCAGCAAACGAGUGGAAUAAGUGCUUCGAAAAUUGGUUAGAGCGCAUGCAGAUGUGUAUUAAUCUUCGUGGAGAAUACAUCGAAAAACAAUAAAGUUAUUUAAAACUACCUACCGUGUUGUUUUAUUUCCAUAUGCAAAACUUAAAAGACAUACCUCGUA